AUGUCUCAUGAUCUCAGUCCGUGGAAUCAUAUCUCACGCAUAUGCAGCAAGGCCAAUUCACUAAUGGGAUUCCUAUGCAGAACAUCGAAAGACUUUCAAUCCCCAACUACAUUGACAACACUGUUCAAAACCUUAGUGUGUCCGAUCCUAGAAUUUUCAUCUGUUGUUUGGUGUCCCUACCUGACAGGGCACAUUGAUACUCUUGAGCGGGUGCAGAUCAGAUUCUUGAGGCUCAUCGGACUACGUCUUGGCUAUCAGUUCCUGGAGACGCCUGUUGACUGUUUGAGGAUCUCCCUUGGCCUUCCACAUUUGGCGACUAGAAGAAGGAUGGCGGACAUCUUGAUUCUUCAUAAGAUGGUUAACGGUGCUCUAGACUGCCCUCGUCUUCUCUCUCUUCUCGAGUUUCGAAUUCCGACAUCCACUCGUUCCGGGGACAUCUUUUUCAAGAGGGCACUUCCUUCUCUUUACAGCUACUAUAGCUGCAUUCCCAGACUUAUGAGAGAAGGUAAUGAGGUUUCAGGUGGUGUGGAAUUUUUUGGAUCCUCUUAUCAGUCAUUUCGAUCGCGCUUGGGGAAGCUACUAUGA
Messenger RNA from Homalodisca vitripennis (glassy-winged sharpshooter), 585 nucleotides. RefSeq lists its product as uncharacterized. The transcript has a single exon. The coding region runs from base 1 to 585 and encodes 194 amino acids. The record is from RefSeq and is a predicted model, not a curated record. Lineage: Eukaryota; Metazoa; Arthropoda; Insecta; Hemiptera; Cicadellidae.